Molecule: messenger RNA, 1804 nt
Organism: Mangifera indica (mango)
Lineage: Eukaryota; Viridiplantae; Streptophyta; Magnoliopsida; Sapindales; Anacardiaceae
Product: probable ribose-5-phosphate isomerase 2
Exons: 2
Coding region: 211-1011 (266 amino acids)
Biological process (GO): pentose-phosphate shunt, non-oxidative branch
Molecular function (GO): ribose-5-phosphate isomerase activity
Source: RefSeq, a predicted model, not a curated record
AACGAACCCAAAACCCUGUCGUUUUGGCUUAUCUUCUUCCUCCGCCACUUAUAAAUACACAAAUCUCCGCACGUCUUCUCCUCGACACCCGCCUCGCCGCCUAGUACAAUCUUUCCAGGCUUCUCAUUCCUGUUCCCUUUUAAUCCAUAACCUUUAAAUCCUUUUAUUUAUACCCUCUUCGUUUUUCUUCGAUAUAUUUAAAUUUUCACCAUGGCCAUUGCUUACCCUCAUUUGAUUCCCGCUGAAAAACCCGCUUCCAUGGAGUCCUCUUUAUCCUCUUUAUCUCCUACUCCCGUUAUUUUAACCCAAGACGAGCUAAAAAAAAUCGCUGCUUACAAAGCCGUCGAGUUCGUCGAAUCGGGUAUGGUUAUCGGACUCGGAACUGGGUCCACCGCAAAGCAUGCUGUGGAUAGAAUCGCCGAGUUGUUGCACCAGGGGAAGCUUAAGAACAUUGUAGGAAUACCCACUUCGGAGAAGACGCACGAACAGGCCGUGUCGUUGGGGAUUCCUUUGUCGGAUCUUGAUUCGUACCCGGUUCUCGAUUUAGCCAUCGACGGGGCGGAUGAAGUUGACCCCUUUUUGAAUUUGGUGAAAGGGCGAGGCGGGUCUUUGUUGCGGGAGAAAAUGGUGGAGAGUGUGUGUAAGAAGUUUGUGGUGAUUGUUGAUGAGUCGAAAUUGGUGAGCCAUUUGGGUGGAAGUGGACUGGCUAUGCCGGUUGAAGUGGUGCCAUUUUGUUGGAAAUUUACGGCAAAACGGCUGCAGAAGUUGUUUGAGGAUUAUGGGUGUGCGGCAAAGUUGAGAACUUGCUUAGAAAAAAACCAACCUUUUGUUACUGAUAAUGGAAACUACAUUGUUGAUUUGUAUUUCAAGAAAGAUAUUGGGGAUUUGAAGGUGGCUAGUGAUGCAAUUUUGAGGCUUGCUGGUGUUGUUGAGCAUGGUAUGUUUCUUGAUAUGGCUACUACAGUGAUUGUUGCUGGGGAGCUUGGGGUUACAAUCAAGCAUAAACAAUGAAACUGAAGGUUUAUCAAGCAAGUGUUUAUUGUGGUGGUGCAACUGGGUUUGGAUUUGGAAGGUGAAGGUUCCUCGAGUGUUCUUGGCAAGCAGAGUGAAAUUGCUUGUUUUAGGUUCCCUGAGUGUUCCUGACUAUCAGAGAAACAACUCCUUUCUUUAUAUUUUUUCAUUUAAUUAAUGUUACUUCGAUGUUAAACCUUGAAAUAUAAUGCCAAAGAGAUUGUAUAUCAUUUAUUUAGCAAUUACCCUGAAGCCAGAAGUCAUUGUUAUUAGGUUUUUACCUAUCAGUCUGAUUGCAAUUUCAAUGACAUUGCGUGUGAAAAUUGUUUUGCCUUGUAACCUCACAUUCUUUAUCUUAAUCUUCUACCAAACCAGUGGUGAUGAAUCCUUUCUGGGUCUUUUAUGAAAGAGAGUCUGAGAAAAUCCCUAGAUUUGUUGGUAAGUACUUUUAUGUGUAAAGCUGCCUUCUCAAUAUUUGGAAAGAUUUUGCAUGACCAAAUUGAGUUCUUUAUUGGAUGCUAGUUUGUUUGUAAUUUUCUUCACGGUGACUGGACUUGUGAGAUAAGAUCAUAAGAGUUGUCACUGCUCACCAAAUCUUGUGGAUAUUGUUGAGACAUCCUUUAUCUUGAGCAUUGUUGAUUUUUUUCAAUAAUCAAAGGUUUCAAAGAAAUCCAGGUGUGACUGAGAUGGACUCUAAAGCCAACAGAUUCAAUUAAAAUCCACUUUUCCACCAUUACAAUUGUUGAAGGUAGCUGUAAGACUGAAUCCUUAUGAAGCAUGUGUAAUUGAAGUU